AACUUGGAUACGGAGGCCAUUGUGAGUCGUGUUCAUCUGAUCAUCAUGACAACACACUCCAGCAUACAUGAUGCGGUUUUGAGGGGUAAUCUCGCGCAGAGGUCGGUCGAAGAUCCUGAUAUCAAAGCUGCCCUUGCCGACGUUCGCGAGGAAGCCAACGGAGAGCCAAGACCCUGUAUUGACGCCAACAGCUCUGCAGAAGUCAAGACGGGCAAGGCGGUCACCGUGCGGGAUCUACAUAAGCUUGCACUUAUUGCACAGUCAUAUUUGAGGGACGACCGCCAGGCGAAUCGUAUUAACAACAUGAUGAAGCAAGGCAUCAUUUAAAGAUAGAGCGACCAAUCCGUACGCCGCUACCUAUGCACCCAAGAUGGCCGGAACGCAUGAAGUUUGCCGUCGCCAGCCAAGGUCGGUCGUCUCGGAAUACUCUGCCGUGCCAUCCGUACGCCGCUGCGUUGCAAUACCACCCGAGCAGUGGAAUCAGCCCAUACCAGGAGGCUUCAACGAAUACGGCUACAUUCAGAACGAAAAGGAAGGGCUGCGGCAACAUAAGAACCACGACAGCUCGAACUAUCUGAUGAACCUCUUCGAUGCCAUCUGUAGGUUGCAUAUGCCACAGUACAAACUGUUCCAAAUACCGAUCUAUAAUAUCACUUUCAAGGAGC
This is a messenger RNA of Baudoinia panamericana UAMH 10762, 665 nucleotides long. RefSeq lists its product as uncharacterized. The annotation marks the transcript as partial. The transcript has 2 exons. The record is from RefSeq and is a predicted model, not a curated record. Lineage: Eukaryota; Fungi; Ascomycota; Dothideomycetes; Mycosphaerellales; Teratosphaeriaceae.